Messenger RNA from Caenorhabditis auriculariae, 2368 nucleotides. NCBI's taxonomy places the organism in Eukaryota, Metazoa, Nematoda, Chromadorea, Rhabditida, Rhabditidae. The record is from the annotation of a GenBank genome assembly.
AUGAAGUUCCUAUUGGCCUUUAUCGGCCUUUUGCCGCUGACCAGCGCCAUCGGCAUAAUAUGCAAACCUUGGGUAGGUGAUUUAUUAAUUGAAAUGUAAUUCAAUAUUUAGUGAGAAGGCAAAAUGAUUAUGAAUUUCAGGACAACAAAACUGAGAGCAGACAAGUUUUCUCGCUCGAAACUCCUCUGAAAGGUGGAGAUACCAUUUUCCUCGAUGCGACCGCCAGUGAGAGCAAAUCGAUUACACAGUUAAUUUUUCACGGUUUUGGUCAGAUCUCGUCAGAAAAUCGCUUCACGAAAACGAAAAGAAAAAUUGAACAUUAUCAACUUUUUUUUGAAACGUUCCUAAUUCCAGCUUCAUUUUCGAUUUGUACGAGGGAACUCCGCUAGCGACCGAUGCGAGUAAAAACGCUUCUCUUCGAAUUAUCGCCAAUUUGAACACCAGCAUGAUGGCUUUCAAUACGAAUACGGUGAGAUUUCUGUUUUUUUUUGGGGAGUUGAAAAAAUGCAUUUUCGGACGCUCUCUUUUUGAUUUACACUAAAUUUUGUAUUGGAAAAAUUCGAAAUUCAAGAAAGGACACCUCAAACUUUACAGGCUUUCGGGUCAGUCCCUGAACCACUAUAGGGACCACUCAAGCUUUACAGGCUUCAGGGUCAGUCCCUGAACCACUAUAGAGACCACUCAAGCUUUACGGGCUUCCGGGUCAGUCCUUAGACCCCUAUAGGGACCACUCAAGCUUUACAGGCUUCAGGGUCAAAUCCUGGACCCUUAGAGGGACCACCCGGGUUUUUUUUUUGACUCCAAUAGGCUGUACCUAUCCCUUUGACAAUAACUCUGAACAUUCAGCCCGAUGGAAAGUACAAUGAAGAGCCCAAGUUGUCUACAAUCAAACGCGGCGGACCAAUCAAAAUCAAGAUUUUGUUUGUCUCCCAUGAUAUACUCGGAAAAAAAUUGAUUCUUUCAGAGUGCGACAAAUUGAUUAUCAAAUUUUCGUCGACGACAAACUUUUCUGGACCUACAACUUCCGUCGGCCAUUACUCAAAACGGUUAAAGCCAUCGGAAUCGAAGGAAUCAAAUUCACGAGCACCACAGAGAAGCAAGUCUAAGUCCGAAAAGCUUGAGAGACAGAACAGAAAGAAAAUGUUUCUGUUUUCGAUAAGACUCCUCCGCUCUUAUUAUGAAGAAACGAUUUCAGUUCCUGCCCGGCUCACUCUACACGGGAGAUCCUGGAUGAUUUCCAGACCAUCGUGAUUGAAGGUGGAAAAGUCAAUAUUCUCUGUGAGUUCUUUAGUUGUAUUCGGAAUGGCGGGACUCACGAAAUAUUUGCCUCGUCCGACUUGAAACGACUUGCGCGUUUUGAAACUAGGUACAAAUAAGCUAUUUGAAAUAGCUUAGCCAGCCGCAACGCGACCGCGUCCUAGAAACUUUUUGGUGGCCUCUUUGGCAAUUUGCCGUGUUAAUGGUCACUAAAGAAAUCAAGUUAGUGGACACUCAGUGACUAAAACUUGUAGGCCUCUUUAAAAGUCUAACCAGGGAAUGGUCUCAGCUCACAGGGGGACUUCUGAACGUGACCAUGUAUGUAGUCUUUUACGCUGAUUUCAAGUCCGGUCUCAAAAGUUGCCAAUGAGGUCUGUGAAAAAAGUUAUAAAGUCUCAAAAGUCGGAAACCUCACAGUCUCCGAUAGAGCCCCUUUUGAGGGUAUGUAGAUCUUGUCUGUCUGGUCUGGAAAGCCGUUCAAUUUUUUUCCAAAAAAGUAUAUCUGAGAAAAGAACAAGAUCUAAAUACCCUCCAAAAUUGAGCUCGAUCGGAGACUGAAAUUUUCGACGUUUAAGGGUCCAUAACUUUUUUCAACGACCUCGAUGACAGCUUUUCAAACCGGAUUUGUAAUCAGGGAUUCCAGAGUGGUCCCUGUUAAGGUAACCUUAAGAGUUUUUGAAAGUUACAAUCUAGGACGCAAUUCACCUCUCAUAGGGGCUACUGAAGCUUGCAAAAGCGGCCCUUUUUGGAGUUUUAGUCAGUAGCCUCUAUGGGAGACAUGCCAGUGGUUUCUACACGACUUUUCAUCACGUCACUUCGUCUUUCGGACCUGGAACCCCUAUACUUUUUGGCCAAUAAAGGAACUGUUUUCCCCUAAUCCACAUAGGGACCACUUUGGCAUUCCUAAGAAAGUUCAAUUUAUUUAAAAAUCCCAAACCAAUCUUUCGAAUAUAAAACUUUUGAGAAAAAAGAAGGUAUACAUACUACACAGCAUCUUUCCAAGUUUUGUCGAAGUUAUCUGUUUUCAGAUGGUCCUACCCUGCAGGACAUUCCAUUCGUUGACAAUAGUGGAGGAGCACCUCACAACGGCAGAGUCGUCAUCGAAUUUUGA